CAGAAUUCUGAGGCUUAAGUGAACUUCUCAUUUGGACUUUGAGCUAGUAAGGUGCACCGCUUUCAUUCAACAGUGUAAUAAAUUUUAAACAUUGUCCAAUUUAUUGAUUUAAAAAAUACUUCAUUAUUAGAUCGCUAUCAAAUAUGGCUGACAUCAGCCAAAUAAUUCUCCUCACACUGUUGGUGACGUCGGUUUACUGCAACUGCCCGCAAAUCGUCAGCACCGGCGGCAGGCAUGAUGAAUGCAGAUUUCGUAUCCAUUGCAUUGGAAGCAUCCGGGGCGUUCCGCUCCCGACCAAAUGUCAGGCCUCCUCCAACUAUCCAGUCAAUGUUGAAUUAAUCCUCACCGAAGCUACACAAAGAUUUGACGAACGUAUAGACGACACCGAGUUUUUAGUUACAAUCACGACAUUCAGAGCUCAAGGCAUCUGGCCUGAUACCAACCUCGACAUCUUACAGUACAUGCCGCGACUACAAAAUUUGUCUUUAAUAGGCAACCAUAUUAAACACAUUCGACACAACCCAUUUUAUAACUUGAAUCGCUUAGAAAAUUUAGAUUUGUCACACAAUAAACUGAGUGAUGUCAAAGAUUUGUUAAAAUUUGAAGCACUUCCUAACAAAUUGAAAAAACUUAAUCUUGCCGUAAAUCUUAUUAAACAACUUUCCGGUGAUGAGUUUGAAGAGUUGACUACUUUAGUUGAGUUAGAUCUUUCUUACAAUCAUAUUUCAAGAUUAGAUGAUGAACUGUUAGCAAAUCUGACUAGUUUAGAAAUAUUAAAAUUGAAUAACAACAAAAUAUUUGAUUUGAAUGGAGCUCUGAAUAAUUUGUGGAAUCUUAAACAUCUAUUUAUUGGAAAUAAUCAAAUACAAAAUAUAAAUGAUGAAUCUUUAAAAAUUAUUUAUCAUUUAGAGACCUUUGACGUGUCAACAAAUCAAUUACAAAAUUUAACGUCAGGCGUGUUUUCGAGACACUGGGAACAUUUUGCGGGCCACUCAAUAUGCAAAAUUAAACUCUCCAAAAAUCUUAUAGUCGCUGUACCAAAUGCAACAUUUGAAGAAUUUCCUACGCGAACUGUUAGAUCUUUUAGUAAGAAUAGUAUUGACGUCCUUACUGAAUUGGACUUGUCACAGAAUUCAAUAACUGACAUCAAAUACAACGCGUUCAGUUCCCUUGUUCAUAUGACGGCACUUGAUUUAUCCUGUAAUAAAUUAACAAAUUUUGUUGUCAACGCCAAUGAUUUGGAGUAUGUGAAAUAUUUAAAUCUCAGUGCAAAUUAUUUGUCGCAGUUGUACUUCGAAAGUUUCACAUCUAUGAACAAUCUUUACAAUUUAGACCUUUCGUACAAUCAAUUGGAUUUCAUACCAGAGUUUAGCAAUUUUACAGAUAAUUUAAGUUUGAAAUAUGUUAACAUGACAAAUAAUAAUAUAACUAUUUUGAAACAUAUUCAUAUAAAGAUCUUCCAUCCGGAUGGUGGCGUUUUAGAUUUGUCAAAUAAUUCACUUUCAAGACUGACAAUUCCUUUAGGAGAAGGUUUACAUUUGAGGAAGUUGUGUUUGAGUUCUAACGGUAUUUCUGAGGCUAUGUUCAUUAAUUUGAUACAUCAGAAUGAGUUAGUAUAUUUAGACAUGAGCAAAAAUUACAUUGAAUUAUUAAACUCUUCAUCUCUACGGCUGCCAGUCACAGUAUCUUAUUUAGACCUUAGUUCUAAUUUGAUACAAGAAAUUGAACCAGCAGCGUUUCAUAGAGUCGGUCAUUUGGAAACAUUGCGUCUAUCACAUAAUAAUUUGUCUAAUAUAGAUUAUGGCGUAUUUCAAGGACUAUUGGCUCUGAAAUAUUUAGAUUUGUCUUUCAAUAAUAUAUUGAAUUUAAAUUCAAAAGUCUUGUCUGAUCUUCAGUCGUUGCAAUUCCUUUCUGUUAGGUCGAACGGGAUGCUCCAUAUGGACUAUAAAGGUUGGCUUGGGCAUAAGUACUCUUUGAGAGUUUACGUAGACGGGAAUCAUUUUUCUUGUGAGUGGUUGAGCACGGCGUUGAGUGAUUACAACAAUCGUUAUUCCAGAAUGAGACCUUGUGUUUUAGUUGAAGCAACGACUGAGCAUUCGGUUGAGGGUAUCCCUUGCGUACAAAAAAGUAAAGAGGUUGAAGAGUUAAGGUUGAAUUCCAAUCCUGUGAUGACUGACCAAGACCGUUUGUUAUCUGUGAAUCUACAAAUUUUGGACGCAAUAAAAGAUCAGACAUACUUCAUAAAGAAGUUUAUGUGGCGCGCUCAAUCCGAGCGAAAAUAGUUUAUUAUUUUUUAAUUAAUAAUUAAUUUUUGUAUUUGUACCCAACCGGUCGUCCUAUUGUCGUUAUGCCAGGAAUAAAAUAGCUUAUAUUUUAUGUAGCUUCAAUUAUGCGUGUAGGUAUAUGUGUCGUUGUCAUUUCCCCUUCGGCCGUCUACAGAAUCGGAAUUCCGGAACUGGUUCCGUACAAGGCUUUUAAAUUACUUCAACUAUAACAAUUUUCCUUGAAAAGUAUUCUGCUAUUUUUACAGCCUCAUCGGAAAAACAAAAUCCUUUCGGCCAUGUAUUUUGAAAUCGGUUACAAAAGAAGAAAAUUUUCGCUUUUCUCGUAACCAGUUACUAUAUUUCAAUGGGCUUAGUUUUUUUUUAAUAGUUGUAGUUAAUACCUAAUUUUUUUAAGUCUAUUAUUGAAACAAUUAUAUUUUAUUAUCACACUAUGUCAGUUUUUUACACUUUGCUAUAUAUUUUAAAAAUAAUAUUAUUGCUUUCCGAUUUCUGAGAAACAAUUAUUACAUAAUAAUUGUCUCAAAAUAUAAACUUACAUUUUUCUUUAUAUAUAAUCAUAUAAAUACGUAUCCCAGUGUUCACAAAAUUAGAAAAACUUGAUUGUUGUUUGUAUUUUAAUUUUUU
This is a messenger RNA of Plodia interpunctella (Indianmeal moth), 2909 nucleotides long. Its product is annotated as toll-like receptor 3. Lineage: Eukaryota; Metazoa; Arthropoda; Insecta; Lepidoptera; Pyralidae. Gene Ontology annotation, molecular function: protein binding. The transcript is spliced from 3 exons. The record is from RefSeq and is a predicted model, not a curated record. The coding region runs from base 144 to 2282 and encodes 712 amino acids.